Messenger RNA from Caenorhabditis angaria, 976 nucleotides. NCBI's taxonomy places the organism in Eukaryota, Metazoa, Nematoda, Chromadorea, Rhabditida, Rhabditidae. The record is from the annotation of a GenBank genome assembly.
AUGAUUGAAUCAAUGUGGACUGAAAAUAUAAGUCAAAUGAUAGUUAUCGAAAAUUCCGGAAAAAUUCAAAGUUUAUUGAUUGGUGGAUUUAUUGAUUGGCAUUAUAUGAUAAGUCUAGUAUUGAUUUUAUCCAUUUUUGCGUUAGAGCGAAUAUUCUCCUGUGUAUUUAUCAGGUAUUUUUUAUGAUUGCAAUUUUUGAGAGAAUCAAUCAAAGAGUCUUGUAGAGAUUACGAAAAAGUUGAGCGACUUUAUAUCAUUUUUUGUCUACUAAUGUUCUAUGAAUCUUUCAUAAUCAUAAUUUCCUAUCUAUUUUUCAAUAAUAUUAUUGGUUUUUGGGGAUCGAUGGUAAUUUGUGCUAUACCGAAUAUUUUCGCAAAAAUAGUAAGCACUUGAAAAAUUUAACAAAACAAUUUGAAGAGAAUUUCUAGGUCUUCGGGAUCACGAAUUGUUACAAUAAUCGAGUUUUACGAGAAUUUCCGAGAUCCGAUUCCUAUACAUUGUGCUCCAGAUUUCAAGCCAAAGAGAAUUUGAGAAUUAUGAAUGUAGGUUUUAAAAUUGAAUUCAGAAAUUGUUCUAAAAAUAUUUUAUGCUUCUCCAAUUCCAGCUAGUUUUCCGAGUGUUAAUAAUCGGCCUAAUUCUAAUUUUCAUCGAUCUAGCCCUUCUUAUGAUUAUGGUCUUCGGACUUCUCCCGGAUUACGCAAUUCCAAUCAACACUUUCAUCGAAUUUAUCAUACAUUUGUGAAUAAGUUCCGCCAAAAUUAUCUCUAAUUCAUAGAUAUUUUUUUCUAGAAAUCCUUUGCUAAUUUGUCCUAUGCUAAUCUAUAGUGUUGAUCAAUGGUUCGAUUUUUAUUUGGGAUUUUUAAUUAAAAAAUCGGAGAUAGCGAAAAGGAAGAGAAAAAAUACGAAAAUCGAAAAUUAUGAUAAUGAAAAGGAGCGCGAUUUGUAUUUUAGGCAAUUGGAAAUGUCGUGGAUGUGA